GAAAAUGAAAAAUUACGCAGCACCUGGAUUUGUCGGAAGUGUGAAAAGGAAACCAUCCAAACCCUUUUCCUCCCAUGUAGGCAUCUUGUGAUGUGCGAUACAUGUGCCGAAUCAUCAGAUUACUGUCUUUACUGUUUCGAAAAAGUUCUUGGAACUGUUAAAACAUUCAAAGUUUAA
Molecule: messenger RNA, 177 nt
Organism: Helobdella robusta
Lineage: Eukaryota; Metazoa; Annelida; Clitellata; Rhynchobdellida; Glossiphoniidae
Exons: 1
Source: RefSeq, a predicted model, not a curated record